GUCAUCUGAUCACACACACAUAUCUUACAAAGAGCAGAGGAAGAGAAAGAGAGGGAGAGAUGUGUGCAUGAUGGAGUACAAUAGGAAGUCAGAUGACAUUAUAAUUUCUACCCUGCAAAUUCAAGUUGAUGAUGUCAAAAAUGUUAUCACCCAAAAUGUUGAUAAGGUUUUGCAAAGAGCAGAAAAGCUGAGUGACCUUGCUGACAGAACAGAUGAUCUCCAAAUAGCGGCUCAUUCUUUCCAAAAAACCACCAAAAAGAUUUCCAGGAAGAUGUGGUGGAAAAAUGCCAAAAUGAUGAUAAUUAUUGGAGUCAUUCUACUUAUUAUUUUAAUAUUUAUCAUUCUCCUAGCUACAGGUGUUAUUCCAACAUAAACUUUUAAAUUUUUUUUUUGCUAAGCACACAAUUUUUAUAAAUUGUAUUUUAAAAUUAUUCUAGAGCACAAAUAUUUACAGUGUCAUUUUGUAUAUUGUUCAAAAACUACUGAACCAUUAACAACUGGUUGCUUGCAUUCUUUAAAGUAAUCUACUACAG
Terrapene triunguis (Three-toed box turtle) is the source of this 533-nucleotide messenger RNA. Its product is annotated as vesicle-associated membrane protein 8-like. Gene Ontology annotation, cellular component: SNARE complex; plasma membrane. The record is from RefSeq and is a predicted model, not a curated record. Bases 68 to 373 code for a protein of 101 amino acids. The transcript is spliced from 3 exons. Gene Ontology annotation, molecular function: syntaxin binding; SNAP receptor activity. NCBI's taxonomy places the organism in Eukaryota, Metazoa, Chordata, Testudines, Emydidae. Gene Ontology annotation, biological process: vesicle fusion; vesicle-mediated transport; SNARE complex assembly.